GGCUGCAAACUUUAGCUCACCCUUUUGUCCUGGAACCCAAACCAGGACUCUGCUUUCCUGCAAGUGGUUAUCACCAGCAAGGUCCCUACCGGUCUGCUACCACAUUCACUGAGCAUGUCCUUCACCCAAAGCUUCAGCCCAGGACCAUCAGAACAAUUGUGCCUAAUAUCCGACAAUAGUUGAGGCUGAGUGAUGGGAAAAUUCAGAGUGGGGCUCAGAACGCCACAUCCUGUACCUUCUGUUAGCCGUUGGCCCAUCCGUCCACCCGUCCAUCCACCCGUCCAUCUGUCUGUCCGUCUACCUUCUGACACACACCAGGAGCCAUCAUGGCCCCCACACUCUCUGUCUUGCUGAGCCUGGGGCUGUGUCUGGGCCUGGGGACAGGAGACAAAGGCACUUUCUGCAGACCCUCCCUCUGGGCUGAGCCCAGCCCUUUCAUCCCCGUGGGAACAAACGUGACCCUUUGGUGCCGGGGCAGUGCCAGGACAAAGCGGUACUGCUUGAAAACCCCCCAGAGCUCUAAGUGCAGCAACCCGUCCUGGCCCAGUGGGCACGGCAAGUUCCUCAUCUGGCCGGCCAUGAAGGAGGACGCGGGGCAGUACCACUGCUACUAUGAGGGCAAGUCCCAAAGCAGCCACUCCCUGGAGCUGGUGCUGACGGGGAUACACGAGAAACCGAGACUCCAGGCCCAGCCGGGCCGCUCGGGGGACACCGGGGAGGACGUGACCCUCUGGUGUCGGGCCAAGUCCCCCUUGGACAGGUUUGCCCUGUACAAGGAUGGCCUGGCCAGCAACUCCACCAGCUUCGAAUGGACGUCCCGGGCCGACUUCCUCAUCCCGGCGACCCCUGGCCGGGAGGGCACCUACCGGUGCUACAGCUUCUCCAGCGACUGCCCCCACCUCUGGUCGGCCCCCAGCGACCCCCUGAAGCUCAGCAUUGUGGACACCUCUCUGAGACCCGGAGCUCCGGACGACGAGGCGGCCGAGGGCUCCAAGGAGCAAGAAACCACUAGCUCUGCCUCCCUCCCACCUCCCUCUUCAUCGGAAGCUCCCUUGGGACUCCUGGAGCGCCAGGAAGGGAUCCUGAUGGGCAUCUCCCUUUUCAUCUUGCUCUUGCUCUUCCUCUUCCUCUUCUUCCACUGCCAGCGUUGGGUCCGACUGGAACCCCGGAGCAACGAGGCAGAAGAUGAGGAGACCCUGCAGAGCUCUAGCUCGGCAGAGGCCAUGCAGGAACAGAUCUUGUACAUGGCCGUGAAGAACAGCAGACAGAACAGACCCAAGAAGCCUGCUGCCGGAGACCUCCAGGAAGUGAUUUAUAGCCAGAUGAUGCCCUUGAACCCUACCAGGACCUUGCUUGGGCACCCUUCCCAUCUCGCUCCCCACCGGUCAUCCAGUGACUGAGAGGUCAAGGACGAGGGCCGAACUCGCUCCCCUCUCCCCGUGGCACCCACUGAGUUAACCUGAGCCCCACGAGCCCCAGCCUUGGCUUCCGGGAAUGUCCAGAAAUGCAUUAGCUCCCCUGUCUCAAGGAAAAUCAGGCCCAGAAGCCAGCAGCGGCCACGUUUUAGCACGUGGCCCUCGACCUCGCCUCUGGAAAGCCAGAGGCCCGGCUGCCCUCCCUUCGCUUCCCCCGACCUGGAUCACAGGCACCGCUUCCAUCCCAUGGUCUCUGUGUCCUUCCAGUCCCUGCCAGGCCCCUCAGCCCGCCCCAUGUUUCAGGAGUAGAAGGGAAGGAGACGCUCUAGCAGCUAACAGAAGGAAGUUCAUUCAGCCAAGAAGAUCAGAGGGAGGAAAAGGCCUCCCAGAUCUCCUGUGGGCCAGGUCAGCCAGCCAAGCAGCACUCAUUAAGCACCUGCUGUAUGCAUGCCAGGUGCCGUGCUAAGGGCUGGGGAUGCGCCCCCCCCCCCCCCCCCCCUUCCUCCCACCCCAGCCGGGGCCAGCGGGUCACGGCAGGAGGCUGAGGCCCUGGGCCAUUUAGCUCUCAAGUAUGUUUCAGUUCCUUUUAAGGGAAAACUCCAUAGGGAGGGGCCUGGGAACUGCUCCCACACAGAUGGCCCUGAAUACUGUCAGCUCAAAGGAGAUUAUAAAUGUGAUGAGCUGAAGCUGAGACCAAUAAAGGCAGUGACUGC
Messenger RNA from Sarcophilus harrisii (Tasmanian devil), 2128 nucleotides. Its product is annotated as platelet glycoprotein VI. Bases 327 to 1400 code for a protein of 357 amino acids. Lineage: Eukaryota; Metazoa; Chordata; Mammalia; Dasyuromorphia; Dasyuridae. The record is from RefSeq and is a predicted model, not a curated record. The transcript has 11 exons.